CAAACAAACAUAUUAUUAUUACAACUGACAGGUAUGUUUUCAACGAGAUCGAUUGAUUUUUACAUUGCAGCGGAUGCAUUUUGAAUCGAUAAAAAGUGUUAAAAUCAUCGCCUUAUAUAUGAAUCGUGAAGUGACUUUACUCUGUGAAACAUAUCUUAAAUAAAAACAUCCAUUUGGUGACACAAAACCGAGUUUUAAGAACAACAAGUGACUAAAACUAACUAACGAGGUGGUUUUUUAAAUAUAAGUUUUCAAAGCUCUGAUGCACCGACAAUGAGUAGCCCCGCAUUAGAGGACACUGACCCUCCCAGUCCGGAGCCAGUAGCCUCUCCCACUCCAGAGCCAGUAGUCCGACCUCCCAGCCAACCGUCUGACAGUCCCUGGCCAUUAUUCGAUGAUGACGAGGACGCACCAUUCAUUCCACAACCCACCGCAAGAGAGUUCAAUGCCAUCGUUACACGAGCUCGUCACAGCUUAAGACACCAUGUGGAACCGAGUGAGGACAGCAACACAGCUUCCUCAGUCAGCGAGGAGUCCAACCACUCCCUACCAGCUCUAGCAUGGAAUAACAAUGACCAAGUUGAACCGGAGGAACCGCCAGCUAAAGUGAGGAAACUGCACAGUCCCCAGGAAGAAAUUGAUGGGGAAACAUGCCCAAUCUGCCUAGAUAUAUGGGGGAACUCCGGGCAACACAGACUAGUUGCUCUAAAAUGUGGCCACCUCUUCGGAGCUGAGUGUGUAGAGAGAUGGCUGAAAGCACAGCCGGCUAAAGACAAAACCUGCCCGACAUGCAAAAGUAAAGCGUCGCUCAAGGACCUAAGGUUCAUUUACGCAAGGAAGCUCAUAGCCGCUGAUACGACACAGAUCACUAGUCUGCAGAAACAGGUGGAUAUACUCCAGACGGAGAAGAGCAGGACAGAGCUAGAGCUGCAGAAGACGAAGAUAGCCCAUCGCGCAUGUGCAGCAGAGUUGGAGACUUUGAAGAACUCUUUGUUAAAGUCCCAGAGUAUGAAAGAACUCAUUAGCAAACGCACUUGGCGCUAUGCUCUCGAGAAGAACCUGGAGGUGUGUAAAGACGGCGGCUGUAGGGUUCUUACGUACAACUGUAGGACUUACGAGCUGUACGUGUCACAGAAGAGCAUCAACUACCUGUUCCCUGGGUAUGGAAUCAGGAAAGUCAACUGCCUAGAUUAUUCUUUAGGCCAAUUCGUCCAUUUGCAUCCAAAACCUAUCAGGGAUAUGUCGUAUUCUCAGCCGAGAGAUUUGCUCCUAAGUGUGGGCUUAGAUAGCACUGCAAGGAUCGUGGAUAGAGGAAUACCCAGCGCAACAGUGAAUACAGGAUUUCCUCUAUGGUCUUGUGCGUGGGAUUGCUCAAACACUAGCGAGUUCUACGUAGGAGGUGUGGGAGGGAUAGUGAACCUAUACGACUUUAGAAACAUGUCGUCUUGUCUCGGCACCAUCGCCUCUAAUAAAGACAUGUCGCCCGUAGUGUCUCUAUGUUCUACCCCAUACGGUCUAUUAUCGUGCCAAUUAAACAAGUGCUGGCUUUGCAUACCACGAGACGGGAUUUGGAAGCAGAAGGCAAUGCCUGUGGAAGGUUCCUUCAUGUCCAUGAGUUACGACAGCGAGACCCAAAGAGCUUUAGUUUCAGUGCGACCAAGCUCUUUAGGGACGGAGCGAUCUAAACUGGUCGUGUGCAAAUUCUCUGAAGGUUUAACUGAUAAAGUGAUGAUUGAUGUUGAAGAAACCUUUAGUGGGUCUGCUAGAGCGUCUUUGAUGUCACGGUCUACGUUUUGCAAGGCUCCAGGAGCCUCUUGGGUUGCGGCGCACUCUGAGAGUGAAUCUGCCCUCUUUUUGCACGGGUUGGAUGGAGCGAGGACCAUGUCCCUCCCGGCUGCAGAACCGGCCCUGGAUGUCUGCUCCUUAUACCUGAAUGGCAACAGUAUACUCGCAGCCCUAUCAGAGUCCAGGUUAAGAAUGUAUAGAGCUGUCCAGACCAGUGUUUAAAGACUGAUGAGGGUGACUUUGGACUGUUGUUCUGUGUGUGUGCUUUCUAGAUCUAUGGAAUUGACGCUGGACGUAUUUGUUGAAGAAUUUUAUGUUACCAUUCUGUGCUGAACCCUUAUUAUGAGAUUGCUUU
Molecule: messenger RNA, 2140 nt
Organism: Spodoptera frugiperda (fall armyworm)
Lineage: Eukaryota; Metazoa; Arthropoda; Insecta; Lepidoptera; Noctuidae
Product: E3 ubiquitin-protein ligase RFWD3-like
Exons: 2
Coding region: 274-2007 (577 amino acids)
Biological process (GO): interstrand cross-link repair; protein ubiquitination
Cellular component (GO): nucleus
Molecular function (GO): ubiquitin protein ligase activity; protein binding
Source: RefSeq, a predicted model, not a curated record